AUCGUUCAUCUCUUCACUGUCCAAGAUCCAAUUAAAAAGACAUUUGAGUCAUUCUGUUUAGACAUUUGAGUCAUUCUGUUUGUAGACUAUUUCCUUAUCCAACCUUCGUAAUACGCAGUGAGAGUCGGGGAUUUGAGGAGGAAUCGCGGAGAUUUGAAAUGGGUUUUCUGAAAUUUGUUGAUUUGGAUUUGAGUGGGAACGUAUAGGUGAAUGAGGUGGAAAGACAAAGGGGAAUUGUUUUUCAGAGUUGAUUUCGUUUCUGGGAAGUUUGAAGGAAAGAAGUGAAGAUUGGUGUGAGUUCGAAGGAAACUGAAGAUGGGAUUGAUCAGUACUGUACUCGGAUUCACUGGAUUUGGAGUCGGGGUUUCUGCUGGUCUCACGAUUGGGUAUUACCUCUUCAUCUACUUCCAACCCAGCGAUGUUAAGGAUCCUGUCAUUCGCCCGUUGGUUGAGCAUGACUCUCAAAGCUUGCAGCGGUUACUUCCUGAGAUACCUGUUUGGGUUAAAUGUCCAGAUUAUGAUCGUGUUGAUUGGCUGAACAAGUUCAUUGAAUAUAUGUGGCCAUAUUUGGACAAGGCAAUUUGCAAGACUGCAAAGAAUAUUGCAGCACCCAUUAUUGCUGAACAAAUUCCAAAGUAUAAAGUUGAAUCUGUUGAAUUUGAAGCACUUACUUUAGGGUCGCUACCACCUACUUUCCAAGGUAUGAAAGUCUAUGCUACUGAAGAGAAGGAGUUAAUAAUGGAACCAUCCUUGAAGUGGGCUGGAAAUCCUAAUAUCACUGUUGCUGUCAGAGCAUUUGGGUUGAAAGCAACAGUUCAGGUGGUGGAUUUGCAAGUCUUUGCUGCACCCCGUAUCACCUUAAAGCCUUUGGUUCCUAGUUUUCCUUGUUUUGCCAACAUUUUUGUCUCGCUCAUGGAGAAGCCACAUGUUGAUUUUGGACUUAAGCUUUUGGGGGCUGAUCUUAUGUCAAUUCCUGGCCUGUACAGGUUUGUCCAGGAGCUUAUUAAAGAUCAGGUUGCCAACAUGUAUCUGUGGCCUAGAACCCUUGAAGUACCAAUUAUGGAUACAUCUAAAGCCAUGAGGAGGCCUGUUGGAAUUCUUCAUGUGAAGGUCUUGAGGGCUAUAAAGCUGAAAAAGAAAGAUCUAUUGGGUGCAUCAGAUCCGUAUGUAAAACUAAAACUCACUGAGGAUAAGUUGCCAUCAAAAAAGACUACAGUGAAGCAAAAGAACUUGAACCCUGAAUGGAAUGAGGAGUUUAAUAUGGUUGUUAAAGAUCCAGAAUCCCAAGCUUUAGAGCUACUUGUUUAUGAUUGGGAGCAGUUUGGCAAAGAUGAGAAGAUGGGUAUGAAUGUUAUUCCUUUGAAGGAACUAACGCCUGAUGAGCCAAAAGUUUGGACACUAGAUCUGCUUAAGAACAUGGAUGCAAAUGAUGUUCAAAAUGAGAAGUCUCGUGGGCAGCUUAUGGUUGAAUUGACAUACAAACCUUUGAAGGAGGAGGAUAUGCCAAAAGAUUUUGAAGAUUCAGGUACCACAGUAAAGGCUCCUGAAGGAACACCUGAUGGGGGAGGUCUGCUUGUGGUUAUAGUUCAUGAAGCUCAAGAUGUUGAAGGAAAGCACCACACUAAUCCAUUCGUACGAAUCCUCUUCAGAGGGGAAGAGAGAAAAACUAAGCAUGUGAAGAAGAAUAGAGAUCCAAGAUGGGAAGAAGAGUUUACAUUCAUGUUGGAAGAGCCUCCCACAAAUGACAAACUGCAUGUUGAAGUUGUCAGCACUUCGUCGAGGAUUGGCCUAUUGCAUCCUAAGGAAAUCUUGGGAUACAUUGAUAUCAGUCUUGCAGACGUUGUUAGCAACAAAAGGAUCAACUCGAAGUAUCAUCUCAUAGAUUCCAAGAAUGGACGGAUUCAAAUUGAGCUGCAAUGGAGAACCUCUUCCUAAGUUCCCGGGUUCUUUUUUACAUUUACUAAAUGAGACAUUGUGUUGAGUAGAGCAUAGAAUCAUGAUUGAAAAGUUACUUUCCUCUAGGCCUUGACACUGAAUGACUGUGUUGUGUUUGUGUAACAUUAGUAUCAAUUGUAACUGAAACGUUCAGCUCCUUGUUACUUUGUAUAUUCAGAGUGUCUCCAUUUGGGUUGUUUUAUUUUUCCAUUUUAGGUUGUAAGGUUUGGCUUUGUUUGAUUAUUUUUAGGAUCAUUUUAUAUGAUCUGAAACACUUGGGAAUGAUUUUAUAUGAUCUGCAUAUUUCAGUUUUGUUCAAA
Messenger RNA from Ilex paraguariensis (yerba mate), 2255 nucleotides. The record is from the annotation of a GenBank genome assembly. NCBI's taxonomy places the organism in Eukaryota, Viridiplantae, Streptophyta, Magnoliopsida, Aquifoliales, Aquifoliaceae.